UCCACUUAUAUGAUGUAGGAUCAAAAAAAUUUUUUAAAAAAAUAAAAAAGAUGAAUGGAAGUAAUUCCCCAUUCUGAGAAAUCCAUGGCAAAGUCAGUUAAAACAUUGAGUGUUUUCUCUCACGAAUCUACAAGACCUUCUCUUCUGUUGAGUUGCAGUGAGAAAAAUAGUCAGGACUUUACCUCGAGUGACUCUGUCCUGUUCAGAGAUAGGAUGUACCGCUCAGCAAGUGAGGCCCUUCAGGCCUACAUUGAUGAUUUUGAUCAAAGGCAUGCUCCUUGUGAUGUGAGCAGAUCAAACGUGAAAGUGACUCAGGAGCCUCACAUGUCCACGUUCUCCGACUUUUCUCCCAGACCCAGCAAUGAUGAGAGUCCCUACACUAAGUCCGCCAGCCAGACAAAGCCACCUGAUGGAUCAUUGGCUGUGAGGAGACAGAGCAUCCCAGAGGAGUUCAAAGGUUCCACGGUUGUGGAAUUAAUGAAGAAAGAAGGUACCACCCUAGGGCUUACGGUGUCGGGCGGAAUCGACAAGGACAGCAAACCAAGGGUAUCCAACCUUCGGCAAGGUGGAAUCGCUGCCAGAAGCGAUCAGUUAGACGUGGGAGACUACAUCAAAGCCGUGAAUGGAAUCAACCUCACCAAAUUCCGCCAUGAUGAGAUCAUCAGUCUGCUGAAGAAUGUUGGGGAAAGGGUCAUUCUGGAAGUGGAGUAUGAGCUCCCAUCCAUCUCUGUACAAGGAUCUGGUGUUGUGUUCCGAACAGCAGAGGUUACUUUACAUAAAGAAGGCAACACUUUUGGUUUUGUGAUACGAGGUGGAGCGCAUGAUGACAGAAAUAAAUCUCGUCCUGUUGUAAUAACAUGUGUUCGACCUGGAGGGCCUGCUGACAGAGAAGGCACAAUCAAAGCUGGUGACAGGCUUCUGAGUGUGGAUGGAAUCAGACUUGCGGGUAACACACAUGCUGAAGCAAUGAGUAUUCUCAAACAGUGUGGGCAGGAGGCAACGCUGGUGAUAGAAUAUGAUGUCUCAGUAAUGGAUUCAGUGGCAACAGCCUCUGGGCCACUGCUUAUUGAAGUUGCUAAAACCCCUGGUUCCAGCCUUGGUGUCGCACUGAGUACCUCAAUGUGCUGCAACAAGCAGGUCAUCAUCAUCGACAAAAUCAAAUCUGCAAGUAUUGCCGACAGAUGUGGUGCAUUGCAUGUUGGAGAUCAUAUUCUUUCCAUCGAUGGAACUAGCAUGGAAUAUUGCACCAUGGCUGAAGCAACACAAUUCCUUGCCAAUACUACAGACCAGGUCAAGCUUGAGAUCCUUCCCUAUCACCAGACUCGAGUAGCUCUGAAGGGACCUGACCAUGCAGCUAUGGUGUCUUCAUCCAUAUCUCCUACCUCCAUGAGUGGGUAUAGCCUGAAUUCCCUGAACACAGGGACGUUACCUCGAGGCGUCUAUACUACCAGCCCGCGUGGGACUAUGAUGAGGAGGAGACUGAAAAAGAAAGACUUCAAAAGCUCACUGUCUUUGGCCUCCAGUACUGUUGGCUUGGCUGGGCAGGUUGUCCACACUGAAACGACAGAGGUAGUGUUGACCGCCGAUCCUGUCGUGGGGUUCGGGAUACAGCUCCAAGGCAGUGUAUUUGCCACGGAGACUUUGUCUUCGCCGCCGCUGAUCUCCUAUAUUGAAGCUGACAGCCCGGCAGAAAGGUGCGGAGUACUGCAAAUUGGUGACAGGGUGAUGGCGAUCAAUGGAAUUCCCACCGAAGACAGCACAUUUGAGGAAGCCAGUCAACUUCUCCGAGAUUCCUCCAUCACCAGCAAGGUCACUUUAGAAAUAGAGUUUGAUGUUGCAGAGUCUGUAAUUCCGAGCAGUGGAACAUUUCAUGUGAAGCUGCCCAAGAAGCACAGUGUGGAGCUUGGAAUCACCAUAAGUUCACCGGCGAGCAGAAAACCAGGAGAUCCCCUUGUUAUCUCAGAUAUCAAGAGAGGGAGCGUGGCUCACAGAACUGGGACCCUAGAACUUGGGGACAAACUGCUGGCCAUUGAUAACAUCCGACUGGACAACUGCUCCAUGGAAGAUGCAGUUCAGAUUCUCCAGCAGUGUGAGGAACUUGUGAAGCUCAAAAUCCGUAAAGAUGAAGAUAACUCCGAUGAACAAGAGAGCUCUGGAGCCAUAAUUUACACUGUGGAGCUCAAGCGCUAUGGAGGCCCCCUUGGCAUCACGAUUUCAGGAACAGAGGAGCCUUUUGAUCCCAUCAUUAUCUCCAGCCUCACUAAAGGAGGAUUAGCAGAAAGAACCGGUGCAAUCCACAUUGGCGAUCGAAUCCUAGCCAUCAACAGCAGUAGCUUGAAGGGAAAACCUUUGAGUGAAGCCAUCCAUUUGUUACAGAUGGCAGGAGAGACUGUCACGUUGAAAAUUAAGAAGCAGACAGAUGUCCAUUCAGCAUCAAGUCCCAAGAAAUUCCCCGUUCCCAGUCAUUUAAGUGAGCUGAGUGAUGUAGAGGAUGAAACAUCUACUCCACAGAAACCAGGCAAACACUCCGACAUUUACUGCGGUACAGCACCCAGCGUGGACAGUGCUGUUGAAUCAUGGGAUAGCUCUGGUAUGGAUACCAGCUAUGGAAGUCAAGGCCCUAGCCUCCAGGCUUCAGGAUCCAAUUUCAAUGCAUUUGAAUGGAGGAAUCCUAAACAAAGAGGUGGUUUAUCCCCAACGAGCAAGACGCUAAAUCAAGAAGUGGAUCUGAGUGAUUAUGAAUGGGAAAGACCAGCAGCUAGUAGUCUUCCAGGGACUCACAACAAUGCCGAUGGGGAACAGGAAGAGAAUUUCUGGUCUCAGGCACUGGAGGACUUAGAAACCUGUGGACAGUCAGGAAUCCUGAGAGAGCUCGAGGAGAAAGCGGACAGGCGUCUGUGUUUGAGAAACAUGACUCUCUUGGCAACAAUCAUGCUGGGGAGCACGCUGAGCUUGAAUCAUGAGGCCUCCACUCCAUCACGUGGUCAAUUGGGACGCCAGGCCAGCUUCCAAGAACGGAGCACGUCCCGGAGCCACUACAGCCAGGCGACGCGAAGCAACACCCUGCCCGUCGAUAUGGGUAGGAAGUCUAUGCCCCCGAGAAAAAUCAAGCAAGAGAUCAAGGAGAUCAUGUCCCCAACUCCUGUGGAACUGCACAAGGUAACCUUGUACAAGGAUUGUGACAUGGAAGACUUUGGGUUCAGCGUAUCAGAUGGACUGCUGGAGAAAGGAGUAUACGUUAAAAAUAUUCGCCCCACUGGACCAGGAGACCUAGGUGGCUUAAAGCCAUAUGACAGGCUCUUGCAGGUUAACCAUGUCCGUACGAGAGACUUUGACUGCUGCCUCGUUGUGCCCCUCAUAGCAGAAUCUGGAAAUAAACUGGACCUGGUUAUUAGCAGGAAUCCCCUGGCAUCCCAGAAGGUGGUCCCAGAUCAACAACGUACUUUACCUGGUGGAGAAUGGGGAGACCAGAACAGAGCUUUCUUUCAACAAACUGGACAUGGUGGUAGUCUAGAGACACGAGAACCCACUAAUACAUUAUAGCAAAGAUUUUUAUAAAAUGACAAAGGACAAUAUAUACAUGGUGCUAAAAAAAAUCCCUUUAAGAUAUCUGUGACAUUUGAGGCACAGAUCAAUCAUGUGGCAUUAAUUGUAAAGCACAGGGGCUUUUAAAUGUCUCUCAUGGCUCAUGUUCACUAUUCUUUUAAAAUUGGAAGUUUUUCUGGUGACCACUAUGAUAAAUGGCAGGCCAAGCCCAAUGAUAGAGCAAAAAAGAUAGUAAAAAGUAAGUAGGUCUUUUCUUCCCUCCCAUUAAUAAACUAAAGGAUCUUUAAAAAAGGCAAUUUCAUACUUUCAUCUUAAUAUGACUGGUUUUGAGAAAGAAAGAAAAUCUCAUUUUCUAAAAUAUCCUUUAUGAUAGAAUCUUAUAAUUCACUUUUAAACCAGCUGGUUACUGGGUCUUAAUGUAACAGUAAGCUGUAUGAACAAGGCUCUUUGUAAAUUUAGCUUUAUUAUGGGUAGUGUUUUGUGAACUCUUGGUCUGCUACAAUGGGAGGGGUGCAGAUAUAAAAUUAAGUUAUAUUAAAGUAUUUCCACAAACAUGCACGUAAGAGGCUGUGGUAGGUGGUGGUGAAAUGUAUUGCCCAAGUAUAGGAACAAUUUUACUAGGAUGUAUGUUAUUCCCUAUGCAAGAAAAUACUAAGCAGGUCAUGUCUUGGGACCUGUAAUUUUUUUUUUUUUUAAGAAUGAGGAUAUUUCUUAAGUAGCUGAAAACCUCUGAAAAAGGACAUUACACUAAAAACUCAAUCUGAGGGUAUUUGUUCUUAAGUUCAUUUGUUUUCUUUUUUUUAAAAUACUUAAAUAAACACCUGUAACAAAGGACAAAGUAUAUUCAAAUGAGGUCAACUUAAUGCCAGGCAAAUCAAAUCCAUAUCACUACAUAUGUUGUUUUGACAGAUUGAGGGGCGUACAGCACAUGUAUUUAGAAAUUCCACUGAAAUAUAUUCUGUUUUGAGCCAUGCCACUUAGAGAUUGUAAAUACAUUUUACAAAAUACAUUGCCAAUUCCUACCACCCCUCAAAGCAAUAAAUGGUGACAAUUGCUUCUUAUCCUCCUGAGCAACUGUUUUCAGUUGUUUGGAUAUUUUGAGUAAUCACAGUAAUAACUGUUAUCUAUUAAAUAUAAAAAAAAAAUUAACUAGAUCUAUAUAUAUUGAUUGUAGAACUUUCAUUAACAAAUAGUCAUUUUCUAACCCUUUUGGUUUGGGUUAAAAAUUCAAACACCAUUUAGAUACAGUAUCACUAUCUUCUUUACCCUUAUUACAUGAAAAAG
Messenger RNA from Phascolarctos cinereus (koala), 4830 nucleotides. The record is from RefSeq and is a predicted model, not a curated record. Lineage: Eukaryota; Metazoa; Chordata; Mammalia; Diprotodontia; Phascolarctidae.